Molecule: messenger RNA, 2655 nt
Organism: Brienomyrus brachyistius
Lineage: Eukaryota; Metazoa; Chordata; Actinopteri; Osteoglossiformes; Mormyridae
Gene: pth3r
Product: parathyroid hormone 3 receptor
Exons: 13
Coding region: 55-1680 (541 amino acids)
Biological process (GO): cell surface receptor signaling pathway; adenylate cyclase-modulating G protein-coupled receptor signaling pathway
Cellular component (GO): plasma membrane
Molecular function (GO): parathyroid hormone receptor activity; peptide hormone binding; G protein-coupled peptide receptor activity
Source: RefSeq, a predicted model, not a curated record
UUCAACCAAGGACAGCGGCUGGAGUUUCUGGAAGUGGGAUAAUAAUUCAGCACCAUGAAGUCACGGCUUUGUGCGUCUCAGGGGUUUCGCAGACAGGGAAUGGGAGAAGAUCAAAGCAUGUCCCUUCUGAGAAGAGUUGCCUUUCUUCUUCUUCUUGUCAUGAGGAAAGUUGGUGCAUUGGUGGAUUCAGAUGAUGUCAUCACGAGGGAUGAGCAGAUCUACCUCCUCAUUGGAGCCAAGGCUGCAUGCGAGAGGGCCAUUCGCUCCCAGAUGAAUGCAGUUCAAGAGACAGAUUGCGUGCCGGAGUGGGAUGGCAUCAUCUGCUGGCCGAAGGGGACGCCUGGCCAACUGGUUUCGGUGUUUUGUCCUGGCUACAUCUAUGACUUUAACCACAGAGGUCAAGCCUACCGUCUUUGUGAUCUUUCUGGAAAAUGGGAGCAGGUGCCUAGCCUCAAUAGAACCUGGGCCAACUAUACUGAGUGUACCACCUACCUGAUGUCCAGCCACAGGAGUCAAGAGAAGGAGGUGUUUGAGCGCCUACAUCUGAUGUAUACUAUUGGUUACUCCGUCUCACUGGUGUCCUUGCUGGUUGCCAUCUCCAUUCUCCGCUUCUUCAAAAGGCUCCACUGUACUCGUAACUACAUCCACAUCCACCUCUUCAUCUCCUUUGUCUGCCGUGCCAUCAGCAUCUUUGUGAAGGAUGCAGUGCUGUACACUGCGUUAGAUGAAAGCGAGGCUCAAGACGAAAGCAUAGGACAAAGACCACACAUGGUGGGCUGCAAGAUAGCUGUGAUUUUUUUCCUCUACUUUCUAGCUACUAAUCACUACUGGAUUUUGGUGGAGGGCCUUUAUCUGCACAGCCUCAUAUUCAUGGCCUUUUUGCCAGACAAGAACUACUUGUGGGCACUGACCAUCAUUGGGUGGGGUGUCCCUGCAGUGUUUGUGUCCAUUUGGGUUAGCGUUCGAGCGUCUCUGGCUGAUACACAAUGCUGGGACAUCAGUGCUGGGAACCUGAAGUGGAUUUAUCAAGUCCCUAUACUGGCUGCCAUUGUUGUGAAUUUCUUCUUGUUCCUUAACAUCGUAAGGGUGCUGGUUUCAAAGCUGUGGGGGACAAACACAGGGAAAGUAGAUCCACGGCAGCAGUACAGGAAGCUUCUAAAGUCUACACUGGUGCUGAUGCCGUUGUUCGGAGUGCACUACAUGGCGUUCAUGGCUCUGCCCUACACGGAGGUGACUGGGGUGCUGUGGCAGGUGCAGAUGCAUUAUGAGAUGCUCUUCAACUCCUCUCAGGGGUUCUUUGUAGCAUUAAUCUACUGCUUCUGCAAUGGCGAGGUGCAGGCAGAGGUGAAGAAGGCCUGGCUGCGUAGGAGCAUAGCUCUGGACCUCAAGCAGAAGGCCCGUGUAACCAGCAGCGGUGGAAGCUGUUACUAUGGUGGCAUGACCUCCCACGCGACCAACAGCGUCAGCCUCAGUGCUGUUGGCACCAAAGGCCUUCCCCUCUGUGGGGCAAGACAACGCCCACCCCCUCUGCCCACGACCACUAGUCCACAUGCUACCACAGAGGCCUUCUUGCCCUCAACCAUGCAGCAGGAUCAGUUUAAAGUCACGGAUGGAACAAAAGGUGAACCUGAGACAAGGGAUCACUGUUUGUCCAUUAAGGAGCAUGAGACCACCCUGUGAUCUUCCGGAUCCACAUAACACAAUAAGUACUUUCCCAGGCAAAAUUUUGAUUGGUCCUAGAUGGUUUCUGCUUCCACUUAUUACCUCGUUAUCUGAAAAUUAAAAUCCAGAAGUGGAACCAUCUCAGUGUGACACUCAAGACUGCUUCAAUUCAAAAGAAGGUCACGCUGAUGUCAAGUGAUCUGUACCUUCCAAGGAACAUAUCACAGAUCCUAAAAUAGCACAGAGUAUAUAAUAAGCAUAUGGGCUGUUCCUUUAGCAAGAAUUAGACAAACAAGUGUCAUACCUAUAAGAUGGCAAUUAAUGUUGAUGUUUGUAGACAUUCUACGUGUCCGUUGGUGGAUGGUCUUCACAGUAAGAAAAAUAUGAAGCAAAAUGUCCUCUGUGUGUAAAACAGCACAGUUAUUUUCAGAUAUACAGUACCGUUCCAAAGUCUAGACACACCUGCUUUUAAUGCAUUUGUCAUUUUACGUAUAUCAUUCACUGUAGUAAAUGGCCUUGAGGUUAUUAAGUAAUACAUAGGGUCAUUCCAUAUCAAAUCACCCAGAGGGUCCCAGGACAUGCUCUCUGAUUCCCCUGAAAAAAAAUCCAGGAUGCUCCUAUACCUUAUGGAGAUUUUGUAGUUUGUACCUCUAACAGUUUUGGAACUACAGCCUUUUAAAAUGUUAAUUAUAUGAAUUUUGCCAACUCAGCAUUUCAGUCCAACUUCCUCUUUUGACAUGGCAUGUACAGCAUUGAAGCUUUAUAACUAUGGCUAACAUCAGAUUCACUGUCUUAUGUACUUUUGCUUGUAUUCACUCAUGUUAUGCUAGAUAAAGCACUCAGUUUUGUUUUUUGCGUCAAUUAUGAAACGUGAGGUCAUGUGUUGGAAUAAGAUUUGUCAAAUGUGCCUGAUUUUCAAAAUUGCCUAUGUUCAUGCUUCAUAUCACCAUGUAGUGAGUUAACCAUCAUUUUCACAUAUUUACCAUGUAGUCC